UUCACUUUUUAAGAUUUGUGCAAAUUUUAUAUGAAAAUGGCUCGAAUGAAUCGCCCAGCACCUGUGGAAAUCACCUACAAAAACAUGAGAUUCCUGAUCACACACAACCCUACCAAUGCAACCGUAAAUAAGUUCAUAGAGGAAUUGAAGAAAUACAGUGUUACCACAGUUGUUAGAGUAUGUGAAGCAACUUAUGAUACAUCUCCAGUUGAAAAAGAAGGCAUUCAGUUUUUGGACUGGCCAUUUGAUGAUGGUGCUCCACCUUCCAAUCAGAUUGUGGAUGAUUGGCUUAGUCUUUUGAGAGUUAAGUUCCGAGAAGAGCCUGGCUGCUGUGUUGCUGUCCAUUGUGUGGCAGGACUUGGACGAGCUCCAGUUCUGGUGGCCUUGGCGCUUAUUGAAUGUGGAAUGAAGUACGAAGAUGCAGUUCAGUUCAUUCGACAAAAACGACAUGGGGCCUUUAAUAGUAAGCAGCUCCUGUACUUGGAGAAAUACCGUUCCAAGAUGCGUCUACGGUUCAAGGAUUCCAAUGGUCAUCGAAAUAAUUGCUGCAUCCAAUAAUAUCGGAAGAUUGAUCACUUAAUUCAUGUGAAGGCAUUGGAGAUGGCCAGUUUGGCUAAUUCAGCAGAGGAACGUAAAAUGUUUAGAUGUGCUUUGUAAUGUCAACUGGUGCUUCCUUAAGAGUUGAGAGAUGAGGUGGUGUUUUGUUUUCAACCCUGAGAUUCUUGCCUUCAGAUCUACUUUUGUUGAGCUAAAAAGUUGCUGCUGUAUGUUUCUGAACUAGAAUAAGAAAGUUCCGCCACAAUUGGUUUGAGCGUCUAGACUACGGCAUGUGCAUCGCUGUUUACAGAUGCAAAGAUGUAGAAUGGCUAAAUUAAGCAUCAAAUUGCUGCCACUUUUUUACUUACUGUGUUCCACAUGUCUGUAAAAAAAAAAAACUUGGAACCUUUUAAACAUCUCCCCUCUUCCCACCCUGCUUCCUCUCUUGAGUCAUUUCAUGCAUCGCUAAAUAACUGUUAGCUUUUUAAUAUCUCAUUGAAAGUUUGCCUGAAUGUGGCAAUGCUCAAGAAUCUUGUGCACAGCUCCUUUGGUUGAGUGUCUUGCACACUAGCGUUAAAAGAUUUAACCAUGUUGGCUGCUCACUAUACAUUUCAACAGUUUUUACAAGCCCUCCCACAGUCGCACUAGAUCUGGUUAAUGCACAACAUAUUCCAUGGUUACUUUAAAAAAUAUAUAUCAUUAACUGAAGUCAAGACAAGUACAUUUGAAUGCUCUCUUCUAAUGUAUAUUGUAUUUUCAAAAAGGCUUAAAUUGUAUUUUAGUUGAGAAUCAUGUGACAUACCAUUGAUUCAAUCCCUUCUUUUGUCACAUUGGUCUCCAGUGUACCAAAGGGCAUUUUGGUUCACUAGACUGCACAUUGCAUUGCUCAUCGUAUAUAGUAGCACACGGGUUUAGUUUUAAAAAUAAGGCCUUACUGUCACUCCACAAUUGAUCUAAAGGGAGAGCCUGAGACAAAGAUUUGAGGGGGGGGGGGGUCAGGCUAAUAGUAUGUUGCAUUUUGUGCAGAAAAUUUACACUGGGGUUUGCCCAUUACGUGGAGAGUAAUUUUUUUUAAGGUAGAAAUGCUUUGUUGUAGCUAAAUUCAUAUUGUACAGUAACUUUCUGAAACUUGUAAUCUUUCUUGAUGUAAUAUUGGAAAUUUACCAACUUGUCAGAAGCAUAAUUUUUGAGUUUCUGCAGGCUAUGAUGUCUGUAACAUUUUGUAUGCCUUUUGAUUGCAUAAGUUAAUACUUGGAUACGAUCAAUUAAUUAUGUAAUUUGAUGCAAUGUUGUAUUAAUGUUAGAUGAACCAUAUUUAUACUGUCUUGGGAGCGUGUGGUAUAGUUCUGUGGGAGAAAUAAUUUGCCAGCAUUCACCAGCUUGUUUAAAAUCUAGUGCGAGAGCUUGUCAUCUGAAAUAAAGUGGAGAAAAAAGCAAA
Molecule: messenger RNA, 1975 nt
Organism: Leucoraja erinaceus (little skate)
Lineage: Eukaryota; Metazoa; Chordata; Chondrichthyes; Rajiformes; Rajidae
Gene: ptp4a1
Product: protein tyrosine phosphatase 4A1
Exons: 5
Coding region: 31-558 (175 amino acids)
Biological process (GO): protein dephosphorylation
Cellular component (GO): nucleus
Molecular function (GO): protein tyrosine phosphatase activity
Source: RefSeq, a predicted model, not a curated record